Ceutorhynchus assimilis (cabbage seed weevil) is the source of this 2886-nucleotide messenger RNA. Lineage: Eukaryota; Metazoa; Arthropoda; Insecta; Coleoptera; Curculionidae. The record is from the annotation of a GenBank genome assembly.
CUCUAGUGCAGUUCAAGCCUUCACUUUGUAAUGAGUGUCAAAUGACUGUUGCACUAGUUCGCAAUAUCAUCGUAUAGGAUGAAAAAUUUAAUGCGUUGCGCGCUCUCGGUUGCGCACUGUUUGCAAUUUUAAGGUUAGUUUUUAAUGUUUUCGGUUUGAUUGAAGCUUAGCUAGCUUUUGAAAAUUGGUCCCUCUUUAAUCAUUUCAUUUAGGAUUUUGCUGCGGUUUAUAAGUAAACGUGCGAAACAAUCAUAAGCUUAUUCAAAAAUUCACUAAAAUAUCGAGCUUUUAUUCAAAAAUGACAGAAAUAAGCCCUUUGGAGUAUUUCUUGUGUGGAGGGUUUGGUGGUAUUUGUACAAUACUUGUUGGUCAUCCAUUGGAUACUAUUAAAGUAAGGUUACAAACUAUGCCACUACCAAAAUUAGGAGAAUCACCUUAUUACAGCAGCACAUUAGAUUGUUGUAAAAAAACUAUUGUAAAUGAAGGCUUAUUAGGGCUUUAUAAAGGCAUGGGUGCUCCUUUAAUGGGGGUAGCACCAGUUUUUGCUAUUUCUUUCAUGGGUUACGGCGUUGGAAAACAAAUAUUUUGCCCUGCCGUGCCAUCUGAACACACCUAUUUGCAAUACUUCACAGCAGGUGCUUUCUCUGGAAUAUUUACUACCUCUGUGAUGGCACCAGGGGAACGGAUAAAGUGUCUGUUACAAACUCAGGAGAGGAAGGGAAAAAUUAAAAUGUAUGAUGGUCCAGUAGACGUUGUGAAAAAGCUUUAUUCACAAGGAGGUGUUUCUGCCAUUUAUCGAGGAGCUGGAGCAACUUUACUUAGAGAUGUUCCUGCUAGUGGACUCUAUUUUUUAACCUACGAGGCUGUGAAACUUUACAUGACUGACAAUGGUAAAUACCAGCUAAGCAUUCUAGGAACUGUCUUUGCUGGAGGUUGUGCUGGCAUAGCCAAUUGGCUUAUUGGUAUGCCUCCUGAUGUCCUGAAAAGUCGUUUACAGGCUGCACCUGAGGGGACUUAUCCCAGAGGCAUCAGGGAUGUAUUUAAAAAUUUAAUGAAGACUGAAGGACCGUUGGCGCUCUACAAGGGCAUUACGCCAGUCCUCUUAAGAGCAUUCCCAGCGAAUGCAGCUUGCUUUUUAGGUUUUGAACUGUGCAAAAAGUUUCUAAAUUAUGUAAUGCCAAGAGUGGACCACAAUUCGGACCUCAAGUGACCUAAUUUUUGUAUUAGUUUUUUAGUAGUUUUUUUAUUCCUUACUUUAUUUGGUUGGGAAGUUAGGGGAAUUUCAAUGUGAAUUUUAAAUUUAUCGAAUCAUAUUAUAGCAUUGUGCUCCACUUUCCUGAACUGAUAUUUUUCUGGGUCGUUCCUAAAUUAGGCCAAGUCAUUUUAACUUGUUAAGGGUCAUUUACAUCCACUUAAAAAUUAAGAAAAUUAACGUAACACACGGAAAAGUUGAACCAACUUCAACUCAAGGAAAUCCGUACCCUAAUUUCAAUAAUAAUUAUAAAUGAGAGACAGAUUGAACUAGUCUGUUAUUAUCAGUGUCAUUGGUGAUUACACGUAGGAAAAUAAACUUCAUUCUUCAUUGUAAACACAAACCUUCUCAGUUUCGUACGUUAAUUAUAAUUUUCCGUACGUUAAGUUAAGUGGAUGUAAAUGACCCUUUACUCAUCACAUUGAUUAUUAUGAAUUGUUAGACGUGAGCUAUUUUCGGGUUCGAAGAAAGGACGGUUCUAGAACGAUUCAAAACAAUCGCACAGUUCAUCAAUUAACAAAAUAACAACGGCUCAGCUAUCACCAAUUUCAAUAAUAAACUGCGCGAUUGUUUUGAACCGUUCUAGAACCGUCCUUUUUUCGAACCCGAAAAAAGCUAAAAUAAGUGAAAUUUCAGAAAUUAAAGCAACCUGGCACCACAAAGGAUAAUGUUUGUUUUGUUUUAUUUAUAAUCCAGUUUAUGGUGGUAGCUAGCUCAAUAAUGUCUUGGUUGGCAAUGCAACAUUUGGAGUCACACUAUAUAAUGUCAUUAAAUUGAAAUGCUAUUUUGUAGUAUUACUAAAACAGCAAUUUAGAUUCGAUAAAUUUAUCUUUUUUAAUUUAAUAUUAUUAGUUACUAUUAUUACUAUUUUUGUACAUUUAUCGUAUUUCUAAACUUGGAGGUGUUCUUGAAUGCCGAGUAGAAUUGGUUUAUUCCUCCAAAUUCAACUUGUCCAAGGAGUCCUUGGUGAAACGCUGGUUUUCCGAUUUAUAAAACCUGGAGUUUCAAUAGAUAAUGUUUAUGUUGUUCGUUAUCUAGUCCCUGGUCUAGUCCUUAAUUAGUAGUUAGUUAGUUGUCUUUUUGGUUACUACAAAUGUCUAUUUUGAAUUUUUUUUGUCAUAUCCAGAACAAGAUGAGGAAACCCGCAAUAGCAACCUUAUUUUUGUAUUAGCAUUAGCAGUCUUUUGUUAUUAAGUUAUUUUGUUGAAGUUUUUGAAUAUAAAUGACAAAUUUAUCAAAAUUGAAAAUGGCAGUGGUUAAAAUUUCAUAUAGAAUUUUGCUCCACAUUUAUUUGUAUGUUGAUAUUUUUCACAUUUUUGUAGAAUGCCACAAAAAAACUGAAGGCCUUUGAUGCAACACCUUAAUGAAUUGUUUUUUUUUUUUUCAAUUUGACUGAAUUUAAAUUUAAUAAAAUUAGCAUUUCUGGAAGUAAUAUUUGCCAUUCUGUUGACAUGUUUCUUAUUAUAAAACGUAUGUUGUUUUCGAAUUUUUAACUGAAACUUGUGAUGAACUAUAUUAUUAUUAACAGUUUUUAUUUCUUUUUUCCGCAGUACAAGGAGAUCAACUUCGAGUUACCAAGAAAAAUUAUUGUCUGUUUUUGAUACGUUUUAAUAAAUAUAUUUUUGUACAAGUAA